UGGAGGAUAGACAGUGCUGCCACCUCCACCUAUGAGAUAGGCAACCCUCCAGACCACCGUGGUCAAGCUUGCAUGAAGAAACAUGGCGUGCCCAUGAGGCAUGUAGCCAGGCAGGUACGACCAACCCCUUUCUCCUUCUUGUUAGCAUUAGCUAGUUAGCUCUUGUGUUCUCUGUUGUUGCAGUGGGUCAUAGACAGUGGUGCCACGACUGACUGGAACACAGGCAGCUCCCCGGACGCCCGUGGUCUGGCCUGCCUGAGGACACAUGGCAUUGAGACAAAACACAGGGCCCGACAGGUAUAUGAUACAUCAGUUACCCUGGGGUCCUUGCUGUGUCACUGGGUCACUGUGGAGACUAUGUAUAAAAAUGUGUGUGGCAUGGAUAGAGUGUGUGUGAGUUGGCUGUAUUAGCCUAAAUCCUAUGUAUGAAACACUCAAGCACGAUGACUUUCCUAGCAGUACUAACUUUUAUUGCAAAUGCUUAGUAUUGCAUCCUGAAAGUUGCUGUUAAAUCACACCAAGAUGUUAUGAAGUCUGGUAUCCUCACAUCUAGGCUCUCCAAAUCUACUCAGUCUACUGAAAGAGACAAGCUUGGGGUUAAUUCCAUUUCAAUUCCAGUCAAUUCAGGAAGUACGCUGAAAUUCCAAUUCUCGUACACGCUUUUCAUUGUAGAAAAUGUGUAAUUUGGUUUACUUUCUUAAUUGACUGUAAUUGAAAUGGAAUUCACCCCAACCCUGGUUGCCAACUGUGUUAGUGGGCCUCAUGUUUUGCUGGUCUUUUUCUCUCCAAAGUAUUUCCAGCUCUCCCUGUCUCUCCUGCCAGCUCUCUGGUGCCCUCCCUGACCCAAUGCUGGGAAGGGGAGCUGCCGUCAUGUUGGUUUGUCUCGCAUAACGGACAGAGGCCGACCCCGUUCUAAUCUCCACAAAUUAGGGAUGGGAGCUCAACGCUGCCCUGGCUCAGAGCCACCCAUGUCUCCACGCAAUGAACUUUGACAAGCUCUGAGUUUCUCUCUCUCGCUCUGUUUAAUCAAAAACUGGAGUUUUGUUUGUUUUAUUGAGAGACAACGGCAAGGGGAUAGAAUGGAGACUAUUAAUUGUUUGUUUUAUUGAGUAAAUGAAUCCAUAAGUGUAUCGUUACAGAGAAAGUGUAUCAUUACAGAGAAAGAUUAAGUUAUGUUAGUCUUAACACUGGAAAUCCCGGAUGAUGGAUUUGAUUGGAGGGGGCCCUGCAAGGGGUUUGAAGCGCAAUGAUUUUUUGCCCUGAAUGCAAAUAGUCAGAAUCAAGCGCAAUUUUUUCAGUUUGGGUGUCAUCCCAAUUCCCAUCACCACAUUUGACUUAUUGUAGCUUUAGACUGAGCUCUUGCUGAGACUCAGUUUGGUUUUUGUAAGAAGAUAGUUCCCUGCUCCACUCGCUGCACACCAAGAGUCAUACAAUAACUCAACAACUCCACACGGUCUCUGAACUUUUUAUCUAUCUGACCUCAGACCAGGUCCUCAUUCUCCCUGAUUUCUCCUUAUAUCUCUCCCCUCCUACCCGUUCCUCAUAUAACAGCCUCCCCGACUGUCAGUCAAAAAUUCCAGAAAUCCAACCAGGCUCUAUCGCUGCAUUGUGGAGGGGGUUCACAUGAGGAUUUUAACCAGAGAUUAUUGCAAAGGGAGAAGACAUAUUGUGUGUGUGUGUUUGCGCUGUAAAGCCCAAGCGGGGAACUACCGUGUUGAAAUAGCAGUGGAUGGAAACUUUGAUUUAGCAAGGGUUUUAGGAUCAAUACAAAUUGUCCCUACCAACAUCCAUACACAACACGUAGUUAUUAUAUACUCUUAUUACAGCUUUCAUGUACAUUUAUUUCAUGUAAAUCGCUCUUUCUCUCUGUCUUUACUCCCUCUACUUCUUUCUCUUCACUCUUUUUACCUCUCUAUUCCCAAGUCCCACCCUAGAAACCCUUUCAAACCAUAAUUGAGGCAUGGCCUCGCUCUCUCCUGAGCCAUGGCUGCUGAGUAAGUGUUACAGAAACAAGAUCCACAUACAGUGCAUUCGGAAAGUAUUCAGACCCCUUCACUUUUCCACAUUUUGUUACGUUACAGCCUUAUUCUAAAAUUGAUUCAAUUGUUUUUUUUUUCCAUCACAGUGCUAGCUGUGUCACUAGAGAUCCUGGUUAGAGUCCAGGCUCUGUCGCAGCCGGCCGCGACCGGGAGACCCAUGGGGCGGCGCACAAUUGGCCCAGCGUCGUCCAGGUUAGGGGAGGGUUUGGCCGGCAGGGAUAUUCUUGUCACAUCGCGCACUAGCGACUCCUGUGGCGGGCCGGAUGCAGUGCACGCUGACACGGUCGCCAGGUGUACAGGGUUUCCUCCGACACGUUGGUGCGGCUGGCUUCAGGGUUAAGUGGGCAUUGUGUCAAGAAGCAGUGCGGCUCGGCUGGGUUGUGUUUCGGGGGAUGCACGGCUCUCGACCUUCGCCUCUCCUGAGUCCGUACGGGAGUUGCAGCGAUGGGACAAGACUGUAACUACCAAUUUGGAUACCAUGAAAUUGGGGAGAAAAAGGGGUAACGUUUUGUUUUUUUCCCUCAUCAAUCUACACACAAUACCCCAUAAUGACAAAACAAAAACUGGUUUUUAGAAAUGUGCAAAUGUAUUAAAAAUAGAAAAAACGGAAAUAUUACAUUUACAUAAGUAUUCAGACCCUUUACUCAUGUACUUUGUUGAAGCACCUUUGGCAGCGACUACAGCCUCGAGUCUUCUUGGGUAUGCCCUACAAGCUUGGCACACCUGUAUUUGUGGAGUUUCUCACAUUCUUCACUGCAGAUCCUCUCAAGCUCUGUCAGGUUGGAUGGGGAGCGUCGCUGCACAGCUAUAUUCAGGUCUUUCCAGAGAUGUUCAAUCGGGUUGAAGUCCGGGCUCUGGCUGGGUCACUCAAGGACAUUCAGAGACUUGUCCCGAAGCCACUCCUGCGUUGUCUUGGCUGUGUGCUUAGGGUCGUUGUCCUGUUGGAAGGUGAACCUUCGCCCCAGUCUGAGGUCCUGAGCACUCUGGAGCAGGAUUUCAUCAAGGAUCUCGCUGUACUUUGCUCCGUUCAUCUUUCCCUCGAUCCUGACUAGUCUCACAAUCCCUGCCGCUGAAAAACAUCCCCACAGCAUGAUGCUGCCACCACCAUGCUUCACCGUAGGGAUGGUAACAGGUUUCCUCCAGACGUGACACUUGGCAUUCAGGCCAAAGAGUUCAAUCUUGGUUUCAUCAGACCAGAUAAUCUUGUUUCUCAUGGUCUGAGAGUCUUUUAGGUGCCUUUUGGCAAACUCCAUAUAUAGACAGGUGUGUGCCUUUCCAAAUCAUGUCCAGUCAAUUGAAUUUACCACCAGUGGACUCCAAUCAAGUUGUAGAAACAUCUCAAGGAUGAUCAAUGGAAACAGGAUGCACCUGAGCUAAAUUUCGAGUCUCAUAGCAAAGGGUCUGAACGCUUAUGUAAACAAGGUAUUUCUGUUACAGAUUUCUUUAUACAUUUUCAAAAAUAUCUAAAAACCUGUUUUCACUUCGUCAUUAUGGGGUAUUUAGUGUAGAUUGACGAGGGGAAAAAUUCAUUUAAUCCAUUUUAGAUUAAGACUGUACACAACGUAACCAAAAUGUGGAAAAAGUCAAGGGGUCUGAAUACUUUCCGAAUGCACUGUACUUAGAUGUACUGCUUUGAUCCCUUUCAUAACCCUUAACAUGGGGGGGACCCAGACACAGCUCCUCUCCUUCUCUCGCGCUCCCUCUUUCUCCUUCCUCUCAGAGUUCUCUGGAACUUCUCAAAUUUCUUAAUGAGUCUCAAUUUUACUCAUUGAGAACCAGGGAGAGGUCUUUACCACUGUAAUGGAAUGUAUUUACCAUGCACAAGUUAUCUAAGGCCUAGUGCCUGACAGUUCAACUUUAUAGAGAAAGCACAGCAUGCAGUCUUCUAAAAACACCAGUGCCAAUGUUAACAUUUUGUCUUCUGUGUUUUUUUCUUCUAGGUGACAAAGGAGGAUUUUAUGACUUUUGACUACAUUCUGUGCAUGGAUGAGAGCAAUUUGAGGUAUGUGCAUCUUAACCAUAUGUUCAUAUGUGUGUGAGUGCGUGCGUGCGUGCAUGUGUGUGUCCAUGCGUAUGUGUGUGUGCUCGGUCUGCUUCCUUUGUUCAAGAGGGGGGUUAACACAAUUUGCAACAUCUGCACGGAUACUGACUCAUAGAACGGUGUUCUGUGCCAUGACAUCACAAGUCUAUUUUAUUCCGGGCUGCCAUUCAAAAUUAUUUACUGGAGUAAAAAACAAGCCAUAAUUGAGGAACAUCCCUGGGGUUUACUUGUUCUCUGACCCUAUGGCACUUACCCACACAUGAUUACCGGGGUCACAAACUAAGGCAGAGAAGAGCUUAUGCAGAGUGUAGAAAUGGCCCGGGAAAUUGAGAUAGACAGAACAGACCAAGCAAAAAAAGUACAAUAGGAAUGAAGUCAUUGUCAGAUCCAAACUUUAUAUCAGGAACUUGGUGAUGGCUGUCAUUCUCUAUGUUAAAAAGUUUGGCUUUCCCUGCAAUAGGUCAGGUAGGGGGACGCCUUGGCGAUUGUGUGUACACACACAGAUGCAGACGUGACAUUUAGGCAAACAUGUACACCUCAAGGUCUAUGUAAAGUGUAGGGGUAAAGUCUGUCUAACAAGUGAGUGUCCCUAAGCUGUUUGCAUGUGAAGCCUGGGCAGGGGGAGGGAUAUUUCUUGCUACUUUGAACGUUCAGGGAUAAUUUAGAGAUCACAUGCCUAUGGCGGAUUUGGUCAGUAAGCAGCUUACUGAGGUCUUUGCUGUUUGGGGGCUACUUUUCCCUUUUCCUCCUUUUUCUGUUUCUCUCUCCAAGUAUUUGGUUGGCUAGCGAGAGAAAGAGAUUAACCUUAACUCCCCGCCAAUUAUUACCAAUGACCUAAUUAAUCGUCACCAGUUAGUUUGUGUGUGUGUUGGAUUAUAGUGCUUUACUUACAUUUCAGUUUAGUCAGUGGGAACCAGGAACCCUUUUAGCUCCGCUGCAUUCUACAUUUACAGUGCAGUGCUAUACAACUCACCUUAACACCCCUCCCCCCCAUGAAAGCGACAGGGGGCCACUGCUCUACCCCAGUGCUAGGCAUGGGAGGUGGCAGUGGUGGGCGGUAGUUUCCUGUUUUGAGUCCUAUUCCCAGUAUUGGAGGCUUCCCAGCUUGGCCCCAUACCCUCAAUGUGGGGGAGUCAGUCCCCUCUACGUCCAAGCAGUAUGACUGGCCAUCUCAUUUGAGCCAUUACACUGCUUACAAUGGGAAGGACCUGGCAACAGCUUUGUUUUAGUGCCUGGGUUAGUAAUAGUUUUUUAAAAUCCAUCCGCUGCAUUUCCAAACCCCUGUGGUCUGGUUUACAGCCAGGCAUGGUGCAUGGAUCCUUCCUCUCUACUUUUAUUACUGUCUGAGUGUAUUGUUGUAUUUAUAAGCCUAAUUACCCCAACAUCAAAAUAAAAGAAACCAAUAAAGUCAAUAAAAUACUCAUUUCCACAGUUGGGUUGUGAGGACUUGUUUGAAGAAGUUGUGUAGCCUUUAAGGAACUAUAUUGAUAUUUGGUUUCAGAGUUCUACUUGUUAUGCACUGAUAGCAUAUACCACAAUAAGCCAUUUAGAAGACUUGAAAUAGAAUAGAUGUGUUGUCCUAUGUGAAGGAAGUUCUUUUUCACAGGCUCUUGCAUGUCACAGACACACCAAACCAACAAAAUGGGUGGUUAAGACUCAUUAAACCUUUUUAUUUGGUUCCAUUUGUUAUGGACAGAUGGCCAUUUAUACCACAAUAAAAGUUAGAAAAGUUGUUCUAUCAAAUGGGUUGUUAAAUUUGUAAAAGUCUGUAAAAUAUUUGGUCCAAAAUAACACUGUACAGUGGUAUUGACUUUAGUAUUGUCACAGGAACAAAUCCUAACAGUCUCUGACUUAUCUCUCUCUGUACAGUGACCUGAAAAAGAAGGCGAACUCUGUGAAAAACAGCAAAGCCAAGAUCGAGCUGCUGGGCUCGUACGACCCAGAGAAACAACUGAUCAUCAAAGACCCUUACUACGUAAGUCUACUGCACUGACAGUGCGAAACACUUAGUGUUUUCCCACCAGUACUAAGGGGCCCUAUCUGGUCACAACUGGGUUACUAGGCUUAGACAAAAAAUGGAUUCUGCUGUUCGCGCUGUGAAUCAAAAAGAAACAUGACUGCAUAUGGCUUACCCCGCCAACAUUAUUCUAAAGUACUGUAGGCUACAUGAAUCCAUACACUUACAGCGAGGUAAGGUAACACAUUCAGUAGAACAAUGUCAUGUUCUCCACAGGGUAAGUUUCCAUGUUAACGCCCACAAUUCCGGGAGUCCUUGUGUACUCACACCAGCACUAUCUAAGCCUCAUGUCAUCCCCAGUUAAAACCCCUGUAUGGAAUAAUUGGUUUCUGAUGGGAAACCAGUAGCAAGAUCUUGUAUUCCUGUAGGGCUGGGAAUUGCUAAGGACCUUACGAUACAAUAUUAUCACGAUACUUUGGUGCCGAUACGAUAUGUAUUGCGAUAUGCACAAUUCUGUAUGGAUUCGAUAAUUCGAUUUGUUGCGAUUUCAAUGUUCCAAACAUAUUGCUCACCAUAUGUCUGCUGCAGAUGGACAAGAGAGCCAUGAGAAAACAAGUCUUGAUCAGUCAUGGAAAUUAAAGUGCUGAAAACAAAUUGGCUCCCUUUUUAAAAUGAAGAUGGAGAACAAGCUAUGAAGGAAAAAUACUGGAGUUUUGAUGCAGGUACAGCCAACUAGCGCAAAAAUCGUAAAUUCGUAAGUCCUGCCAAAUGGCACCGGAAGUGGAGGCCGGUUGGUUUAUGCAGAAUAAAUUGGAUUUCUACAUGGAUGUGAUGGGGGGGGGCUGAUACUGGGGGAGGGAGAAUGGCGGGGGGGGGGGGGGGGGGUCGAAUGGCAGUUAGUUUGAUAAUUGAAGUCUAGUUAUUGGUCUACAGUCUCAGUUUGUUGCGGAGGAAGAUAAUUAGAAAAAAGUAGGAAAACGUUUCAGGAAUGUGAAAAUGCAGGCAAACUGGAUUUGGUUUGAUGAGGAAUGCUACAUAAAUCAUAUCGCCUGUCCUAUAUUCUUGUUAAAAUAAUAAAUUAAUGAAUUUGUUGUGUGGUCUUGACUAGGGACAUGCAUGUUGCGGGUAGACCUCUGAUCGCCUAAUGUCAUGUGUGGGUAAUUGAGAUCUUUAUAUUAGGGUUUCAGGAAAAAUCACUUUUGAUAGAAUAAUGACAGCAAAGUAUUAAUGUUGAGAUGGUUGUGGUUGACCAAAAGAAAGUGUGUGUGUGUGCACUGGCUCAAUCAUGUGUUCCUCUUCUUGGCUGUCUGUCCCUGUGUGUUAAAAUCCCAGUGCAGUCAAAAAUGUGAUUUUCCUGUGUUUUAUAUAUAUUUCCACACUACGAGGUUGUAAUAAUAUUGUGAAAAUGAUAAUGCCCUUUUAGUGUAAGAGCUGUUUGAAAACGCCUGGAAUUUCAGCCUGUUGGUGGGAUGGAGUUUUGGCUUGCCUCCAGGCAGUCAAUUAAUGAAUAGACCAAUAAGAAAGAGUUCCAAACCUCUCUGCCAAUAAUAGCUAGUUUUCAGUUUUCCCCUCCCCACUUAGACCACUCCCAAACAGUCCUAGCAAAAUUCUUCCUUGAGAAAUUACUCUUUGCUAAGAAGCUAUUUUUGUUUCUUUUUGACUAUUUCAAUUGAAAACAAUCACAGUAAGGUACUUAAUUGUUACCCAGAAAUUAUUUGAUAUUGAGAUAAAAAUGUCUGCAUUGGACCUUUAACACCAGCUGUGUGUUUGUGGUAGCCAGAGGGAGCUUAGCCUGAAACAUGGUUUCAGAGGCGCGUAAAUAAAUAUUUUGGCGUGUCGACAGCGCUGGGCUGUGGUCCGUUACCCGUCGCCACAACACAUGGCAGCGAAGCACAGGAAAGGACUAGUGCCAGACGGCUCUGUUUUUUAAAUAAAUGGAGACACGAUUUUCUCAGUCCAACCGUAGAGCUGAUGACGAGCUCUGAGGAGGGCGUAUCUGAGACUUAGUUUGGAGCCUUUUUGUUUGGAUCAUAGACUGGGUUGAAGGGGGUGGAGGAACUGGGUAGGUGUUUUAAGAGUCUUCAGGUGUGGUUGGCUGUUCUCCUGCCAACAUUUACAUUUACGUCAUUUAGCAGACGCUCUUAUGAAGGAGUAUAUUAAAAGGCUAACUGUCAAAUGUGUCCAAGUACAUUUUGUACAGGGACUCAUUUCUGAACAUUUCUGCUGUUGAAUUUAGUUCCAGGAUGGUAUAAAACGAGCAGUCCACUAUAAAAAAAAAACUACUCUUUUUCAGACGGUUCUUACCUUUACAAUGGCCUGAACAAGUAAAAAACACUUUCAAACAUAUUACGAAACAGGUGCUGUAGCAUGUGCACUCAACCAUUUCUGAGGAAAGAAAAUAUCUUGACAGAUUUUCAUUUUUGGAUGAACUUUUUAAAGUGGAGGUUACAUGCCGCUGUCAUGCAUAGACUCUGAGUUGUCGGCCCUUUUCCCUGGUUGUUACUGAUAUUAUUGUUUAUGAAUAUGAGAUCAUCGCCUUAGGAGUCCCCAACCGGCCUCUACAAUGGACUGUCUGUGUUUCACCAAUGCAUGUGGACAGAUAUUACAUCUAUUAUUAUUUUUUAUUUCUCACUCUGUUUUGUAUAUUUUUCUGGAAAGAGUCUCUUCUUGACGUUAAACAUUACUAUCCACACAGUGUACAUUUUGAGUUUUAAACGAGUUUGCCACACAAACUUGGGGGGGGGGGGGGGGGGGACGACGACGACUCCACUGAAGAAACCCGCUAUCCAAUGUCAGCCGUAUAUUCUACCAGGUUUGGAAAUUAUUGAGCUAGUAACUAGAGGCUUUCUGAUUCAAAUAUGGAGAAAGAUAAACUGCUUCGUUGCUCAAGGAAAAGGCUGUUUCCUUCUAUUUUAUUUUGAUGGCUCUAUUUAAAUGCCUUAUAAAAAAUAUAUUGAUGAACACAGCAAUAUUUUUUGUAUUUUUAUAGCUUUCUGAAGAGCAAUCAUUUCUGUAACUUUUAUUAAUAAAAAUAUUUCGAAGCAAAAUUAAUUGAUUCCCUUUUAUUUUCUGUCUUGUAGGGGCAUGAGGAAGACUUUGAAAAUGUGUACGAACAAUGUGUGAGAUGCUGCAAAGUGUUUUUGGAAAACAACUCGUAACAAGACCCGAGAUCUGACCGGUGAACAUCUACCCAAAUACUAGCUGGAUUGUAAAGAAAUGGUCCUCACUUAUCGCCCAUAGUUGUGCAGUUACAAUACACAUCUGCCUGGUCACACUAACAGUAGAUCCCAUCAAUAUGGUGUAGCAAUCAGUUGAUCGUCACAUAAUCUACAAUAUGUCUUAACUGUAAAACAAACUGUUUACUGUACUGUGUCCUAAAUAAAAUGCUUUUUUGAGGAAUUUGCUGAUUGUCAGCUCUCUUCCUCUUCAAAUAAGCGAUACAUACUCAACAUAACUAA
Messenger RNA from Coregonus sp. 'balchen', 9495 nucleotides. The record is from the annotation of a GenBank genome assembly. Lineage: Eukaryota; Metazoa; Chordata; Actinopteri; Salmoniformes; Salmonidae.